Molecule: messenger RNA, 633 nt
Organism: Rotaria socialis
Lineage: Eukaryota; Metazoa; Rotifera; Eurotatoria; Philodinida; Philodinidae
Source: the annotation of a GenBank genome assembly
AUGAUUUUAUUGUUUACUUGUUCUAAAAAGACAUGGGAUGUUAUCAAAAAUAUUUUUGGAUAUAUUUCUAUAUGUACUCCCGAUGAUUGUGCUCGUCAACGUGCCCUGCUCCAUACUCUUCUACAAUGGAGUCAGCGUGCUCAAGAACAUAACAUUCAAUAUUGGAUUGCAUAUAAAACACUUCUUGGUUAUGUCCAACGUGAUGGUUUACUGCCACAUGCUCUAAACCUUGAUAUUUUAGUAAUGGCACAAGGUACAUCGCAUCUUGCUGAACUUUGUACAUUAAAUUUUUCAUCCGAUUAUGAACUGAAACUUCAUCCACAAUGGUUUAUUGUUGAAAAAACUAAGCGUUCGUAUUUCAACCAGGAAGGCAUCGAUUUUGUGGAGCCUAAUGCACGAUUCAUCAAUCGAAAAGAUCAUGUACACAUCAAUAUUUGGCCUAUGUAUGAUUAUAACCCGAAUCAGACAAGAAUAGAGAAGAAUAGUCAACCUAUGCUUACUGAAUACGACAAAAAUUAUAAAUGGAAAUCAUCACCAAAAGAAUGGACAUUCCCCGUUGCAGAAAUGUUUAUUGAGUGGAAUCAAAGUAUGGUGCCCAACAAAUUCAAAGAAUCUAGUAGCUCACAUCUAUGA